Messenger RNA from Xylona heveae TC161, 1525 nucleotides. RefSeq names its product Pkinase-domain-containing protein. The coding region runs from base 1 to 1287 and encodes 428 amino acids. Gene Ontology annotation, molecular function: ATP binding; calcium/calmodulin-dependent protein kinase activity. Gene Ontology annotation, biological process: protein phosphorylation; cellular response to oxidative stress. NCBI's taxonomy places the organism in Eukaryota, Fungi, Ascomycota, Xylonomycetes, Xylonales, Xylonaceae. The transcript is spliced from 5 exons. The record is from RefSeq and is a predicted model, not a curated record.
AUGAGUUUCACAAACAUGUUGAACAAGCUGCAAGGCCAGCCCGAGAGCUACGAUAAAAAAGCAAAAUACAAGUUUGGCAAAACGCUUGGAGCUGGCACAUAUGGUAUUGUGCGGGAGGCGGACUGCACCGAAGGAAAGGUCGCUAUCAAGAUCAUCCUGAAGAAGAACAUUAAGGGCAACGAGCAAAUGGUCUACGAUGAGCUGGCUAUGCUGCAGCGCAUGCACCACCCCCACAUUGUUCGCUUCCAUGACUGGUUUGAGUCAAGGGAUAAAUACUACAUUGUGACCCAGCUGGCGACCGGCGGAGAGCUUUUUGAUCGUAUUUGUGAGCAAGGAAAGUUCACUGAAAAGGACGCUUCCCAGACUAUCCGCCAGGUGUUGGAGGCUGUGGAUUACCUGCACGUGAACAACGUCGUGCACAGAGAUCUGAAGCCCGAAAAUCUCUUGUACCUUGAGCCUGAACCCAGCUCUUCACUCGUGCUUGCCGACUUUGGCAUUGCCAAGAUGCUUGACUCCAAGGACGAAGUGCUGACGACCAUGGCUGGAUCGUUUGGUUAUGCCGCUCCCGAGAUUAUGCUCAAGCAGGGCCAUGGAAAGGCGGUGGAUAUGUGGUCGCUCGGUGUCAUUACCUACACUCUGCUGUGCGGUUAUUCGCCCUUUCGCAGCGACACCUUGGCUGGUUUGAUCGACGAGUGCCAGAAUGGACGUGUAAUCUUCCAUGAGCGUUACUGGAAAGACGUUAGUCAGGAUGCCAAGGACUUUAUUGGAACGCUGCUGCAACCAAACCCGGAUGAUCGAGCCACUAGCGAGGUAAUGCAUAUGAUGUACACAGAAAGAUGCAAGGCAUGGGCUGACACUUUUCUUCAGGAAGCACUGAAGCACGUCUGGCUUACUGGCCAGACGGCCACUGACCACAACUUGCUGCCUGAAAUCCGCUCGUACAUGGCCAAGGCCCGCCUUCGACGUGGCAUCGAGCUCGUCAAGCUCGCCAAUCGCAUUGAAGCACUCAAGAUGCAAGAAGACGAAGAGGAGGAUGUCACCGGAGCGGCCGACAUGCCGGCUAAUGUCAAGGAAGCAGCGGGCGAGGCUUUGUCCUCUGCCUCGCCAAAUAAAGGUUUGGCAACGAGCCCUGAGCCGCUUGGCCAAAAGAAGAGCUUGCACAAGGCUGUUCGAGGCGCCAUCUUCAAAGAAGUCGUGCUUGCCAAGGUCCGCGAGGUUAAGGAAGAAGAAGAACGUAAGAGAAUUGAGCGGGAAGCGACAGAGAGGGCCCAGUCCCCGAGAUCGUAAACACCCAAUUAUACUCUGCGGACAAGGUACAUAUGCGACUUUUAAAUUUUCUUUUUUUAGACUUGGUCUUUGCUCUUUUACCAUUUUGAGCCUGUAACUCGCGGCUGCGAGGUCGGGUUAUUAUUAUGAUACCAAAUUACAGCUUUCCCCUUUGUUGAUUAUUAAGUUGCUAAUACUACCUGUUCAUUUAUUAUGUUGAUUAAAAUGCUGCAUUGUAUUCAACGUACUGUUCUAUUUU